This is a messenger RNA of Alternaria viburni, 2490 nucleotides long. RefSeq lists its product as uncharacterized. The record is from RefSeq and is a predicted model, not a curated record. The coding region runs from base 1 to 2490 and encodes 829 amino acids. Lineage: Eukaryota; Fungi; Ascomycota; Dothideomycetes; Pleosporales; Pleosporaceae. The transcript has a single exon.
AUGUUCUCGGCGAGUACACCACCUGGACUGAGCCCGUAUACGUCAAGCGUACCCGUUGCAGACCCCAUCCAGUCACCCAUGCUUCACCCAGCGCAGAAGCGUCCAAGAUGCGAAGAUGAAUCGCAAGAAGCGCUCGCAAAGCGCGCCCGCAACGACUCCAUCACGACCUCGCAAGAGCAGCGCUACAACGACCACAAGCCCGCAAUCGAAGCCUGGUGCAAAGCACAGCAGACGCACCCCAAAGCACGUUGGUACGAGAAACUUCACGCUUGGGAAACGAAUGGCUGUCGCGACGUGCGACGCAAGUCGCCCGCAACAACAUCGCCGCCAACUCCCUUACCCAUCACACAAACCCCCGGAAUGGAUUCGCCCGCCGAGAUCCUCAACACCCGCCGCCAAUGGGGCGACGCCAAACCAGACUGUCACGUACAUCCCCUCGACAAAGCCGAAGUCCCGGAAUAUCCCACCGAAGACUCACUCGCGAACUGUACAAAGAGGCCAGAUGGUUUGUACAAAUGCUUGCAUCCUGAGGGUAGCCACCACAAGUGCUGCCGCGAGGGUCUUACAGAGAAGAACAAGAAACAUGCUAUUGGGAAGCAGAUCCGGGCGUGGAAGAACAAGGUUGAGGAGAUGGUGCUCAAAGGGGAGUUGCAUGUUGCGCAUAAGACGUGGGGGGAUUGGAAUAAGAAGAGUAAGGAGAGUUAUGGGGGAGAGGUGGGGAGGUUGGAUGGGGUGUUGGGGCUUUUGGGGGGAGGGCUGGGGAGGAAGGGGGGAGGGGGGAUGGCUGUGUCGCCUGCUCCGAGGACGACUGGGACGCCAGUUCCUCUUCCUGCGGCGUUGCCUGCUCGGAGGACUCCGGUCGAAGCUGCCCGUCAGGCUAGUCCACAGGGAUAUGCGCCACAGCCAUUCGUUCCAUCCGCGUCACCGACUCAGCAGAUGUCCCCGUUGCAACAGAAUACACCCGCACACGCGACAUCGCGGCAGUUUCAGCAUCAGUCCCCACAACAGCGGCCAGUUCAACAUCCAGUCAACACGGGCAGUAUAGCUGCAUACCGAGGUCAUCCAACAUCUCUGGCGCAACCUCAAGUCCAACAUACCUUCACGAACACGCCGACCCAACAUCUCACUCCCUCGACCAUAACAACAAGUCCCGCUCCAGCAGCAAAGCGUCAAGCCGGCGAACCUGCAUUUGGCUACCAUGAAUUGCCUCCAAAUGGACCACAUCGACAGCAGGAACUUGCCAGCUUCUCUCCUCAGCGCAGGUCGCAGGAAGGUGCUGUGAUUGCGUCUGGAGCAGUGCCUGUGGUGACUCCAUAUGUGCCGCAACCUUCGCCGCCACUGGGUCAGGCACUAUCGCCAGUCGCAUCGAACCAUCCUAGCAAUGGAUACAGGCUGCCUCAGUCUAUAAGUCGAGAGCAAGAGCAGCGCCAACCGCAACAGCAAGCUCCGCCGCAGGUUCAAAAUGCUAGACAGCAGCAAGCUGAUGUCCAGCUGCCACCGUCAGGCGCGACGACAAACCAUGCGGUGAUAACACAUCCAGCGCCCACCCAGAUGGCUACAAGCCCGGGUACCAAGCCACAGCGCACUUCCGCUUCCACCCUCACACCGAAAAUGUCCUCCACCACUCACACACUCUCGCCGGACAAGUCUUCCACGCUUGCGGCUUCAUCUCCUGCGAAGGCAGAGCCUGCUGUCGACUACCGACCGGCGGCGAUGCGCAUGCUGCAACAGCAGAUCAAAGACCAUGAGCCUAUUGUGCUUGGUGGGCUGAAGAUCACCAGGGAUGAUGUGAACAGCAAUAUGAGUGGCUGUGUGGGAAGACUGGCGACGGCAUUGCGGGCAGAAGCCGAAGAAGUUGCAAAGAAGGAGGCAGAGGAAGCUGCGCGGAAGGAAGCCGAGGCAACUACGCGGAAGAAAGCCGAGGAGACUGCGCGUGCCAACUCGAAGAACGCUUCUUCAGGCCAAGCUGAAACUACCGACGAGAUUGCGGCUCUCACGGUCUCAAACGAUAACGAAGGCCACGAACUAGACUACCUCUUCUCCGACUCCCCCAUCGACCCCACGCACAGCCACCCCAUCGACUUCGGCAACCCAAACGACUAUCUCUUCGACGACAGCGCUGAUAGCAAUGAAUGGAUUAUGCCCGACCUCCCACCCAACUUCGGCAAGAUGGACCUUAUCGGAAUGACGCAACGGGCCUUUGAAGAAGAAUCCUCACCCUCACAGCCACAAGAGGAGCCUCAGCCUGAGCAGGAAGUCGACACACCAGCCGACCUGAGCUACCCCGAAGCGUGGUUCAUAGAAGAUGUCGAGGACUUCGUGACCAGUGGACCGCUUCCGGAGUGGAUGCUACGGCCUACGACGGACUUCACUUUGGAGAAGAUGCAAGUGGAGGGGUUUGAUGGAGAUUCGGGGAUGCCGGGGGAUCCGGAGGAGUGGGUGCAGGCGAGCAGGGCCUGGCAGAAAGAGAAGAAGGCGGGUGCGAGUUGA